AUGAAGUACUUCGCCGAAGAGAGUUACUUAGCUGCAAGCAAUCAGAAGGAUAAUCUCGCUGAUUUCUAUGUGAAACUUCGACGCCUUGCGGAAGAAGUUGAUUUAUGCCCAGGUACCGCCGUCGCAUGUGAAGAGACCCAGCUGAAAAUGAUUAUCUUGAUGGGCAUUCGAGACGCGGACUUGGUUCAGAAGUUGAUCGCCUUGGAUGUCAAUUCUUCUUUGCAAGAUUUCAUCACCACCUGUCGGUCGUAUGAGGCGGCUAAAACUGCAACUUCUGCCAUACGUGCCCCAACUAAUCAGCUGUGUGCUGUUUCGGCCUACAAGAGAAGCAAGAAGUCAAGCGGAAAGCAUCCACCUUCGCCGAAACCCUCGAACCCAGCAACUUGGUGCCAGUACUGUGCUCAUCAGCAUGAUCAAGACAAAUGCCCUGCGGCCAACAGUACUUGUAAAAGCUGCGACCGCGUUGGCCAUUGGUCCAGGACCAUGAAGUGUCCUGCCAGCAAGGUCCAGUGCUGUCUGUGUCACCGCAUUGGACACUUCGAUAAGUGUUGUAGGGAGAAUAAGAAGAAUCUUCGUCAGGACAGAUCUUCAAGCAACAGUGGUGCCUCUUCAGUCAACAAAUCGCAAGAUUCAAGGACCAGGUGUCGUCGCCUAGGAUUGCCUCGCACCAUUUCUAAGACGCCCAAACCUAUCUGUGUCCUCUUGUCGUUUGGCGAUGUUAAGUCUCGCAUUAAAAUGUUACCAGACACAGGUGCCGAUGUCACUGUUAUUGGAAAGCAGCACCUUGACACAUUGGGUAUCUCCAGGAGCUGUUUGCAGACGCCUCCGCAAAGUGCGAUGUUCACCGCGGAUGGAUCUCCAAUGUCACCUGCUCUGGAAGUCAAACACGUCAAUAGAGUCAAGGAGCUACCCAUCUCAGCGACCACAUCACCUUCAGCAGCAAAGGAAUACUUUCUUCAAGAGUUUCAAGAUGUGUUAGUCUCGAAAGAAGAGUUGAAGACAGCUCCUCUCAAGCCUAUGGCUGGUCCUCCCAUGAGAAUCCACCUUAAGGAUGGUGCAGUGCCUUUUGCCAUCCACACCCCAAGACAGAUUCCAUUCGCUUUUAAGGACCAAGUCAAAGAAGAGCUUGACUCCAUGGUGGCCCAAGGGAUAAUCAAACCUGCUGGUGAUGACCCGUCAGUUUGGUGCCACCCUCUCGUCGUCGUUCCUAAGAAUGGGACAGGAGUACGAAUUACUGUCGAUCUGACCAAGUUGAACAGCCAGGUUUCUCGUCCAGCCCAUCCUUCACCCACACCCUACGCCGCUAUUCGCAGUGUAGGCCCGAAGGCUCGUUAUUUCACCACAGCUGAUGCUCUCUAUGGUUACUGGCAGAUGGAACUGGCAGAAGAAGAUCAGCAUUUAACCACCUUUAUUACACCAUAUGGUCGGUUCAUACAUUGCAGAGGACCGAUGGGCUUCGCAGCUACUGGAGACGCCUUCUGCCUGCGAGGUGAUAUGGCCCUUCAAGGUGUCCAAAACUGUGUUAAGGUCUUAGAUGACCUUCUCCUCCACGACGAAGACUACGCUACACACCUUCAUCGUAUCCACGAAGUGCUCACCCGGUGCCGCAAGUUUGGGAUCACACUCACAAGGAUAAAUUUGUGGUCGCUGCACCCUCCGUGA
Molecule: messenger RNA, 1662 nt
Organism: Macrobrachium nipponense
Lineage: Eukaryota; Metazoa; Arthropoda; Malacostraca; Decapoda; Palaemonidae
Exons: 2
Coding region: 1-1662 (553 amino acids)
Biological process (GO): proteolysis
Molecular function (GO): aspartic-type endopeptidase activity
Source: RefSeq, a predicted model, not a curated record